CCUCUACAAUAUCGUCACCACUGCUUUACAAUUACUCCAUACUACAGCCUAAACUAUAUUUUGUAUGUUUCCUAUGUCCACAGGUUAAGUAACGUCCAACUAGAUGUGGCCACAGAAAUCGGUGGUGACCGUCCAGCAUACACAGUGGAGCAGUGUCAUUGUCCAGCAAGUUAUGAGGGAUCUUCUUGUGAGAAAUGUGCUCCUGGUCACUACAGGCAUCAAACCAGCCCCUUCCUUGGUAUCUGCUCUCCCUGUCAAUGCAACGGUCAUGCAGAUGAAUGUGACCCCAACACGGGUCAGUGUUUGAGUUGCCGUGACAACACUGAGGGUAGACACUGCGAGCGAUGCAAAGCUGGUUACCAUGGUGACCCAAGAAGAGGUGGAUGUAGUAUGUGCACAUGUCCCCUUGAUUCAGAAUCUAACAACUUUGCUGACACAUGUUAUGCAAAUCAGCGAGGACUUGUAACACACUGUGACUGUCAACCAGGUUAUGCAGGGAAUCACUGUGAUAGGUAU
Messenger RNA from Octopus bimaculoides (California two-spot octopus), 516 nucleotides. Its product is annotated as laminin subunit alpha-5. NCBI's taxonomy places the organism in Eukaryota, Metazoa, Mollusca, Cephalopoda, Octopoda, Octopodidae. The record is from RefSeq and is a predicted model, not a curated record. Gene Ontology annotation, biological process: tissue development; animal organ morphogenesis.